CGCAGCAUGGAGGAGGCAGCGGCGGGUGAGGGCAAGGCGGGCCACGGCCGGAACGGCCACGCCGAGGGCCCGGCGUCGGAGGAGCGGCGAGGCGGCGGGGCUCGGCUGCGGGGCUGCCGCGGGUUCCUGCGGCGCAACGCGCUGGUGCUGCUGACGGUGUCGGGGGUGGUGGCCGGCGUGGCGCUGGGGGCCGCGGUGCGCGGCGCGGCGCUGGGCCCGGCGCAGGUCGCCUACCUGGCCUUCCCCGGGGAGCUGCUGCUGCGGAUGCUGCGCAUGGUGAUCCUGCCGCUCGUGGUCUGCAGCCUGGUGUCGGGCGCCGCUAGCCUGGACACCCGCUCGCUCGGCCGCCUGGGUGGCAUCGCUCUCGCCUAUUUCCUGGGCACCACGCUGCUCGCCUCCGGCCUCGCCGUCGCCCUCGGCUUCAUCGUCCGCCCCGGCGCCGGCGCCUCCGCUCUCAACACCCAGCUGGGGCUGCCGGGCGCGCUGCCCGGCACGAGCAAGGAGACCGUGGACUCCUUCCUGGACCUCGUCAGAAACCUGUUUCCUGCAAAUCUUGUUGCUGCAGCUUUUGAAACGUAUGCAACAGACUAUAAGAUGCUGCUCAGGAACACCUCUGGAAAUGCCACCUUGGAAAAGAUCCCUGUCGGUACUGAGAUCAAAGGGAUGAACAUCCUGGGACUGGUGAUGUUUGCUCUGGUUUUAGGAGUGGCACUGAAAAAGCUUGGCCCAGAGGGGGAAGAUCUGAUUCGUUUCUUUAACUCAUUCAAUGAGGCAACAAUGGUCUUGGUUACCUGGAUUAUGUGGUAUGUACCUAUUGGCAUUAUGUUCCUUGUUGGGAGCAAGAUUGUUGAAAUGGAAGAUAUUGUGCUUCUGGUCACCAGUCUGGGAAAAUACAUCUUCGCCUCUAUCCUGGGCCACGUCAUCCAUGGAGGAAUCAUUCUGCCACUUAUUUAUUUUGCAGCCACACGGCAAAAUCCGUAUCGUUUCCUCUUAGGACUUAUCACACCACUUGCCACUGCCUUUGCCACUUGCUCCAGCUCAGCCACGCUCCCGUCCAUGAUCAAGUGUAUUGAGGAGAACAACAAAGUCGACAAGAGGAUCAGCAGGUUUAUCCUUCCCAUUGGGGCCACUGUAAACAUGGAUGGAGCUGCUAUUUUCCAGUGCAUGGCAGCUGUGUUUAUUGCUCAGCUGAACAAUGUCGACCUCAACCCUGGGCAGAUCUUCACAAUUCUCGUGACAGCCACGGCGUCCAGCGUGGGAGCAGCUGGGGUCCCUGCCGGAGGCGUCCUCACCAUCGCCAUCAUCCUGGAGGCCAUCGGGCUGCCCACCAACGACCUGUCCCUCAUACUGGCCGUGGACUGGAUUGUGGACCGAACCACCACAGUUGUGAAUGUGGAAGGGGAUGCCCUGGGAGCGGGCAUCCUUAAUUACCUGAAUGAAAAAGACAAGAAAGAGAGAGAGCAAGAGCUAAAGGAAGUCACCGUAGAAGCAGUUGCUAACAGCAAGUCUGAAGCGGAAACGUCACCUUUGGUAACCCACAAAAAUCCAGUCUCCAACACCAGCAGCACAGCAGACCCUGAAUCCAAGGAAUCAGUAUUGUGAACUCGAGGCUGCUCGUUGAGACCAGUCCUAGAGGGGCCCAGGGACUUGUCAACGCACCCAGAUGUUUGCAGUGCGACCAGAGGCUGGGUGGCUCUUGGAAAGUGCUCAGUUCCACUCUGUUUUGAAAUAUGCUGG
Messenger RNA from Cinclus cinclus, 1737 nucleotides. RefSeq names its product solute carrier family 1 member 4 (gene SLC1A4). Gene Ontology annotation, biological process: L-glutamate transmembrane transport; L-serine transport. The record is from RefSeq and is a predicted model, not a curated record. Gene Ontology annotation, cellular component: plasma membrane. Bases 7 to 1602 code for a protein of 531 amino acids. The transcript has 8 exons. Gene Ontology annotation, molecular function: symporter activity; L-threonine transmembrane transporter activity; L-aspartate transmembrane transporter activity. Lineage: Eukaryota; Metazoa; Chordata; Aves; Passeriformes; Cinclidae.